AUGGGUCUACAUAAUUCUCUUGAUAUGGAGGAUUUUCAAAGCUGUUUGGAAUACUUGGACUUGUUGGAUCACCCCUUCUUAGGUCCCUCUUUCUCUUGGUCUAACAGGAAGGAUGAGGGAUUUUUAGCUCGCAAGCUGGAUAGAAUAUUGGUCAACCAUCCUUGGUUGUAUGCUUUCCCUGAUUCGUUUUCUAAAUUUAAGGCACAGGGUGUUUAUGACCACUGCCCUGGUUUGAUUUGGACUCAGAAUGGUGCCUUGGCUAGGAGACCAAAGCCAUUCAAAUUUUUUAACUAUUGGUCCUCAAGUGCUGAUUUCUUGGGCAUUGUAAAGGAGUCUUGGAUGGAGCAAUGUGAUGGGAAUCCUAUGCAAAGAUUAUUUUUAAAAUUGAAAAGACUAAAGCCCAAACUGAAAGAUCUCAACAAGGAGCAGUUUUCUGAUAUUUCAAACAGAGUUCUUAGUAAAAGGGCUGACCUGGAAAGGAUUCAAUUGAUUAACUUGAGUAAUGCUGAUCAGAGGAACAUAGAUGAAGAGAGGAAGAUCCAUGCUGAGUUGGUUGAUUUGGAGGUUGCAGAAUAUGAAUUUUACAGAAAGAGGGCAAAGCAUAUUGACUCUUUUGAUGACAUGGCCACUGAGUUAGUGAACUUCUUCACUAAUCUCAUUGGUACUGCAGAUCCUAUGGUCAAAAGCCUUCAUGUGGAGUGUCUGAGAGACUUAAUUAAUAUUUCCCUGCCUGAUGGUGUUGGAUAUAUGCUUACUAAGAAGGUGAAGGAUAAAGAAAUUAAGGAAGCCUUGUUUAGGCAAGGUAAUGGUAAAAGCCCUGGCCCUGAUGGGUAUUCUUCUUGGUUUUUCAAGGCUACUAGGGAUGUGGUGGGCUGUGAUUUCUUAACUGCAGUAAGGUUCUUCUUCUUUUCCUCUUCCUUGCUGCCAGCAUUUAAUGCAACUACUAUUGUUUUAGUCCCUAUGGCUUUGAAUGCUUGUAGGAAUAUUGUUGAUAAUACCCUACUAGCUCAGGAAAUUGUUAAAGGUUAUUCUAGGAACAAUAUGUCUCCUAGAUGUGCUAUUAAGAUUGACUUACAAAAAGCUUUUGACUCUGUGAAUUGCGAUUUUUUGAUGGUUGUGCUUGAGACUAUAGGUCUUCCUGUGAAGUUUUGUAGAUUGAUAAGGGCUUGUGUUACUUCCUCCCAAUUUUUAGUUUCCUUGAAUAGUAGCCUUGUGGGUUAUUUUAAGGGUACUAGAGGGGUUAGGCAGGGGGAUUCAUUAUCCCCUUACCACUUUGUGUUGGUAAUUAAUGUUCUUUUCUUCCUUGCUGGAUUUUUCUACAAAAAGGGGAAUUUUUAG
Hibiscus syriacus is the source of this 1338-nucleotide messenger RNA. RefSeq lists its product as uncharacterized. The record is from RefSeq and is a predicted model, not a curated record. The transcript is spliced from 3 exons. Lineage: Eukaryota; Viridiplantae; Streptophyta; Magnoliopsida; Malvales; Malvaceae. The coding region runs from base 1 to 1338 and encodes 445 amino acids.